Messenger RNA from Arachis stenosperma, 1041 nucleotides. RefSeq lists its product as uncharacterized. NCBI's taxonomy places the organism in Eukaryota, Viridiplantae, Streptophyta, Magnoliopsida, Fabales, Fabaceae. The record is from RefSeq and is a predicted model, not a curated record. The transcript is spliced from 5 exons. The coding region runs from base 225 to 815 and encodes 196 amino acids.
GUGUCAAUCUUCUUUGUGUGUCAGAGAGAAGAGUUUGAGUUAGUGUCAGACGCCAAAUUCAUUCCAUCUUAUGAAGUGAUCAUGGUGACGAUGAUGAUGUUGAUUUGAUGAUGAUUAUGAUGAACCUAUGAACCCCCCAUAACAAAUACUGAAGAUAAUAAUAAUAACUUUCAAAGUUGGAAGAAGAAGAAGAAGAAGAAGAAGCUACUUUCACUGUUACCACCAUGAAUUUACUUCACUUCAGAGCUUCUUCCACCAUUCAUCAUUCUUCCUCUCACCAUUUCCAACCUUCUAGACAUCUUCACUCUGAAGAAUUUUCAGUGUUCAAUUACACUGAUGAGGACGACGAUUCCCAAUCUCUUAUCCGUUGUCGCAUCUGUGAUCUUGAGCUUGAUUUUCCUACACCCAACUGCAAUUCGGAGACCUUCGAUCCAGCUAAUAUGGUUUGUCCUGUUUGUGAUGAAAAGUUGGGGGAGACUGCAGCAAGGAAAUUCAUCUCACUAAAGAAGUCGAAGUCUAGGAAAUCCAUUUUCAGCUCUGACGAAUCGUCUAUGCGUGACAAGAAACUUGCUGCCGGGGCUAACCAACAUGAACCAACACAUGGUUCAUUUUUCUCGUCAUUUGCUCAAAACCGGAGCAGUAGCCAUCGUCGUGUGGAUUCCACCAGCAAUGCCUCAGACAUUUCAUCCACAGAAAGCUCUGUGAUAGGUUCACCAGCAGUAACACCAGCUAUGACUGAUGAUGAGGAGAAUGUCGAAGAGAGAAGGUUGAGAGCAUCUUUUGCUCAAAAAUUAGUACUAUCAACUAUGAUCUAAGGAAAACAUGGUGCUAUCAAGUUGCUUGCACCUUCAGAUUAACUAAGGCACUUAGUUUUACUUUGAUGCAUUAGUUUUUAGUUAUAAUAUCAAUUUAUCAAGGAAUUUUGGUAGUCAGAAAAGGGUAGAAAAAUUGAUGGUUGCCCCUUUUUUUGAGGCUGUCAUUGAACUCUAAUUAUAUAUUUGCAUUUACAUAGGACUUUGUUUUGAAUUAUUAUUUCAUAAU